Molecule: messenger RNA, 1599 nt
Organism: Metarhizium brunneum ARSEF 3297
Lineage: Eukaryota; Fungi; Ascomycota; Sordariomycetes; Hypocreales; Clavicipitaceae
Gene: FCY2
Product: Purine-cytosine permease FCY2
Biological process (GO): transmembrane transport
Cellular component (GO): fungal-type vacuole membrane; plasma membrane
Molecular function (GO): transmembrane transporter activity
Source: RefSeq, a predicted model, not a curated record
AUGCCAUCCAGCACGCCACCAUCCACACCUGGCGCGGGCGGCGAGAUCGAGAAGCACACCACGCUUCCUCAUACGAACUUGACUGACGACUUGGCUGGCUCGUCGAGUCAGGAAUCUGCCGACCAUGGAGACGCAAGGAUUGAUGCCAUUCAGCAAAAGAAACCUAUCUUGAGGUUCCUUGCGAAUCUCGAAAGUCGAAUCGACCGAUUUGCCAAGUUUGAGGCCAUGGGCGUGGAGAGGGUUCCUGAGGACAAGCGCAGACCCCCGCAAAUACUCAACAUGAUAUUUUUCUGGUUCUCCGUCUUGUUCAGCCCAACAAUGAUUCAAAUUGGUAUUUUGGGCCCGAUCCUUGGACUCGCAGUCAACACCUCCAUUAUUCUCACCAUCUUCGCAACAUUGUCCGGAUCGACUGUGCCCGCCUUUACCGCCACCCUUUCACCCAUGACCGGAUUACGACAAGUGGCAGUGUCGCGGUAUUCCUUGGGACUUUGGGGCUCAAAGUUGGCCGCUGUGCUCAACGUCGUCAUCAACAUUGGCUAUGCAACGAUUGCCGCUAUUCUUGGAGGCCAGCUUCUCCGUGCCGUGUCAGGGGGCAGUCUGGCACUGGUCGUCGGCAUCGUCAUCGUCAUUCUUGCUGCCUUUGUAGUGUCUUUGUUAGGCUACCGAGUUAUCCAUCACUACGAAAGAUAUGCCUGGUUCUUUGCUUUGGUCCUCAUCUGUGUCCUCUACGGACAGUCUGCCAAGUACUUUUCCCCAACACCUGACGCCGGUCUAAGCUCUGGAAUCGAUCUUAGCGGGGGCUGUUUGUCGUACUUUGCCAUCAUCUUCGGCGUCUGCGCUUCUUGGUGUCCGAUAGCGGGCGACUACUACAUCCACUAUCCCGUCGCAACUAGUAAAUGGUUGGUGUUUGGGCUGACAUAUAUUGGCUUGAUCGUGCCUACAAUAUUUGUUGGAAUUCUGGGUAAUCUCCUCGGGGGGAUUGUACUGACAAACGAGACGCUAUCCAGCAUUCACCGCCAAAGUGGCACGGGCGGUCUCAUUCUUGCCAUCAUGUCACCCCCUGACGCCUGGGGCAAGUUUGCCUGUGUCUUCUUCGCCCUAUCGUUCCUUGGCGACACGAUUGCGAAUAUUUACUCCAGCGCGCUUUGCAUGCAGCUCCUUGGCAAACACUUUGUUGCUGUUCCGCGGUUCUUCUGGUGCACAAUUUUGAGUCUCGUCACAUUUGCACUCGCCUAUGGUGGCCGUAAUGUGUUGGAGGAAAUUAUUAACAACCUGCUCUCCAUUCUCGGUUAUUGGACUCUUGCAUUCGCCGUCAUUCUCUUUAUUGAGCACUUUUAUUUUCGGCCCAUGAUUGGAGGGUAUGACUUGACGGCGUGGCAGGACCCAAAACGACUACCGCUGGGCUUGGCUGGUACAGGUUCUCUGCUAAUUGGCAUUGGAUUUUCAUUCUUAGGCAUGUGCCAAACCUGGUACAUCGCGCCCAUCGCCAAGAAGAUUGGCAGGUAUGGAGGAGAUGUGGGUGAUGAGCUUACUCUCAUCUCAGUCACGAUUGCCUAUCCCGUCUUGAGAACGCUGGAGCUGAAAUGGGUUGGACGGUGA